AUGGUCAACGCUGAGUACAUUGUCAAUGAGGCGCAGGUACUUAUAUCAAUUCUUGUUACACUGUCCAUGGUUAAAGUUCCGUUGUUAGACGGAGCCUACGCAGUGGACUAAAUAGCUUUCGGGGGUUACCGAGCUGGGAGAAUAUCUUGGCUCCAACCCCCCGUACAUCUGUACCGUCCCUACUGAGACCAUUCACAGUGCUUAGUGUGUUCUUUUCACAGGUAGAAGCAGCGGCUGUGCAAGCACUUGCGAAUAGGGCCUCACGAAAACCUCAGGGGAAGACUUCCUUCUCUUCUGAGUUUCUGGCCUGUUUACAUCCUCGCCACUCCAUAAACGAGGCUGUUACCGUUUUUGGUGUUAACCAGGAAACCAAGCAUGUUUUAUUCGUCGUUAUUUCUAUGGUAGGGGAGGAAAUUGUGAGGCUGGACGAUAUCUGUCAGUCGUUGUCAGCCGAACCGGAAGAAAUUACUUGCUUGUCCACUAUCGCGAAUAG
Spirometra erinaceieuropaei is the source of this 493-nucleotide messenger RNA. The record is from the annotation of a GenBank genome assembly. NCBI's taxonomy places the organism in Eukaryota, Metazoa, Platyhelminthes, Cestoda, Diphyllobothriidea, Diphyllobothriidae.